CAGGCUGUAACACUCCUUUACAGUGAAUCUGACUAUAAAACAAAGAGGAACUAGGAACACUUCUCCGUGUGCAUUCAGCUGUGUUGUGGAUUUCUGGAAACAAUUGUCAUAAGACUGGGACAGACACAAUCAGGAUUUGAAAAGAAAAAAAAAGAAGAAGAAAACAUGACUAAACACAGCCCAACUGCAGAGUAUGAAGACAUCCUGGAAUUGUCAUCUAAUUACACCUACAGUGAUUACAGUGACUACUAUGAUACUGAAGUGGCUGAGGCGCUCCAAAGAGAAACUUUGCACAUAGUCUCAAUUGUUGUUUACACCAUCUCUUUCGUGUUUGGCCUCAUUGGGAAUGGACUCGUGAUUUGGGUCACGGCUUUUAAGAUUCAAAUAUCAUUCAAAACAGUCUGGUUCCUGAAUCUGGCCAUUGCAGACUUUGUUUUUGUGCUCUUACUCCCCCUGUCCAUUGAUUAUGUGUUUAAGAACUUCCAUUGGAAUUUCGGAAGGUCGUUCUGCAAGAUCACUUCAUUUGUUUCUCUUCUGAACAUGUUUGCCAGUGUGGGCUUCCUAACUGUCAUCAGCUUGGACCGCUAUGUAUCUCUGGUUCACCUCACUUGGUCCCAGUAUAGGUCACCAUUAAAUGCAUUCAAAUUGAGCUUGGGAGUCUGGGUCAUGGCAGGAGCCCUCAGUUCCCCCAGUCUAUAUUUUAGAGACACUGUCCACGUAGGUGACAGAGUUAUGUGCUUCAGCAAUUUCCAUGAGAGCGACAGGAGCAUGGCUCAACUGAGGCACAUCAUUUUAGUGUGUGUCCGCUUCGUCUGCGGAUUUCUUCUUCCCUUCAUCACAAUGGUGGUGACAUUCAUCCUGAUGGUGCGGAAGGUGAGGUACAGAGGCCUGCCAAUGCUUUCCAACUUUUCCAAAACCAUCUCUGCUGUGAUCAUUGCCUUUUUCAUCUGCUGGACCCCAUACCACGUGUUCAGUUUGAUGGAACUGUCAGUCCACAGCCAUGGGAGCCCGAUGCUGCAUUAUAUACUCCAAACUGGCUUCCCUCUGGUAACCAGCCUGGCAUUCUUCAAUAGCUGUCUAAACCCCAUACUCUAUGUGCUCAUGGGUAAGAAGGUCAAGGCUGUUAUUGGGAAGUCCUUUUCAGUUGUCAUGAAGAAUGCCUUAAGAGACAGAAGCCAAUCAGGAACUGAUACAGAGGCCCUGCCAAACAGCUUCUGCACAGAGACAGAAGGAGAGUGUAUCAGAUUUUCUUCAGUAUAAAGUGAGCAGCAUAACAAGCAUUGAGACGGUGUUGGGAGACAUGGCAUGAGAGUGUGAUAACUGUCCCAACAUUGUUGGUGCGUACUUUAAUACACUUUUUAUUAAAUAGCCAAAUUAAAUAUUUACAGUAACUUAGUUGUAUUGUAGUUUUAUAUAACAAUGUAAUGCUAACAGAAGUAUACUUUUUGUUUUGAUUCUCAUUAAGCAGUAGGUAGGGAGGCAUUUAAAUGUCAUGUUUGAUAUUAUUUUGUCUGCUUGUUCACCACUCCCCCCACCCAAGCUGCUGUGGGAUGUUUUUGCCCCCAGACAGAAAAAUCACAUGACUAAAUUUUGCUAAGUUUAUUUUUUUAUAUAUAUUAAGUAUGUAUAUGGUUGCUAUUUACUGUGGAUUUAACCUUUUUAUUCAGCAAUGGACUGUGUGGUAUUGAAUUGAUUGCGUACUACUAGGGAAUACUUUAGACAUCUUCAUCUGUUCUUGUAACUAAAGUAACCAUGAGUAUAUGAAGCUUUACAAUCUAAUACAUAAUGUACUGAAUAUUCAUUUUAAUUAAAAAAAACAUUUCGAUUUGCAA
This is a messenger RNA of Acipenser ruthenus (sterlet), 1832 nucleotides long. RefSeq names its product chemerin-like receptor 2. The coding region runs from base 166 to 1260 and encodes 364 amino acids. Gene Ontology annotation, molecular function: G protein-coupled receptor activity; complement receptor activity. The record is from RefSeq and is a predicted model, not a curated record. The transcript is spliced from 2 exons. Gene Ontology annotation, biological process: inflammatory response; complement receptor mediated signaling pathway; phospholipase C-activating G protein-coupled receptor signaling pathway. NCBI's taxonomy places the organism in Eukaryota, Metazoa, Chordata, Actinopteri, Acipenseriformes, Acipenseridae. Gene Ontology annotation, cellular component: plasma membrane.